ACAAUGGACGCUCCUGGUCGAGGUGUAGGGUUUCUCCAAGCAUUCUGACCACACAUGCUAGCUACUCCCAGACACCCCCUUAUGACCGUUUUUCUCGCCCUAGCAGAACUGGUUAGUCUGUUAGCCACACGGCCAUAUUUUCGCGUUUACAGCGCUUGUUAACAGAAAACAGACGGACGACAGAGGACUAACGUUACCUGUACUAAUUAGCUAGCUAUCUGCUUCUCCGAACAAUUGUGUGUAAACAAAGACAGACGCCGCAAAUGUGUAUACACUGAAAAAUACUGCCGGCUGCAACUGUGUUCACCUUUAAAACAGUAUACAUGCUUGCAGAGCUGCCACAACCUCAGAAACUCACUCUGCUCACCCUGAACACACAGUACGUACUGACGUGGGACUGGGACCAGACGACCACAGGCAACUCUGUUACCUUCACUGCAGAGUACAUGGCGAAGUACAAGAUGAAGAUGAAGAAGAAGAACUGGAGCCGUGUGUGUGAAAGGACCACACACACCCGCUGUGACCUCACAGGUUCUGAUCUGCACUACCUGGGAAUGUACGUGCUCCGAGUCCGAGCCAGCGCAGACGGAGUCAACUCGCACUGGGUCUACAAGGACUUCUGCCCUGAUAUAGAUGCUUCUUUGGGCCCACCGUCCAGGGUGGAGCUGGCUCCUGUGAGGAACCUGCUGGAUGUGACCAUCUCUGAUCCCCUGACCAGCACCCAGGGCUCCAUGAAGGAACACGUCCCGUUCCUGGACUACCGCAUCCUGUACUGGAGCCGCUCUGAUGACCCUCAGGGUCUGAAGCCUAAAGUGGUGGACUCUAGCAGCAACCUGGUGACGCUGCCUGAGCUGGAGGCCUGGACGUGGUACUGUGUCAUGAUCCAGUCUCGUUAUGACUACUACAACAAGACUAGCAGCUACACAGAACCCCAGUGCAUGCAGACAGAGGGUGACACCCRGUACMGGCAGAUCUUCCUAUACUUCCUGGUCUCCAUGAUGCUGUGUUUCCUGCUCGUGUUGCUUCCCUCCUACGCCUUCUUCAUGUUCUACAGAGUCCUCAAAAACACCUUUUACCCCUCUAUCCAGCUGCCUGCACACAUCCAGGAGUACCUCUGUGACUCCUCCCCUGGCUCCGACAUGCCCCGCCUCCUCACUGCUGAUUCAGAGGCGGAGCUGUGCUGUGAUAAGCUGACCAUCUGUCCUGAGGUGUUGCUCCUGGAGAUACAUGUCCCUCCUCCUCUCACAGCGCCCCCCUCAGCGCUGGAGCAGGACAGCGGCAAGCACAUCCGCCAGGACAGCGGAGACUCUGGGAUCUACUCCACAGAGGGAGGCUCCGCCCAGCAGGGUCGUAGUGGUGGGGAGCCAAUCAGGAGAGACCAGGAAGUGGACUCCUGGCAGGCACUGGKGCAGGUCAAGAUGGAGGCGAUGGGGAGAGAGUCGGCCGACGAAAGAGAUCUGGACGAGGGGGUUGUGGAUGUGUGCGUCUGAGGAGAAAUGGAGAGCUGGGUGGAAAGACCAUCAACGAUGGUUGGCGAUUUGUAAUGAGGAAAUGAGAAUGGUCGCACAGAAUGUUCUCAAGUCUCCGUCUUGCUGCCUCUCCUCAAAGGUCACUGUGAAGAGAAUGACGUCUGAGUCAGAGACGCAUCGUCACCUGUCCUGCCUACAUUAAAGGAAAAAUCUACUCCAAAACGAUCUUAUAAUAUUGUUUCGUUAGUCCACUGUUGAUACAGUCCCAAAUUGUUUUGCAUGUCAACAGACAAGUUUUCAAAAUAUUGGACUUUCAAGAAGCAAAGUGUCACAUGAUGCAAAAUGCAUCAUUGUGUGGCAAGUGACACUUCUUGAAAGUCCAAUACCUUAAACUUGUCUGUUGACAUGCAAAACAUUUUGGGACCGUAUCAUCAGUGGACUAAUGAAUCCCAUGUUGCUGUGUGUUUUUAAGGGUGUAGAAACAAGCUUAAAAGUGUCAGAUUUGGUAUGGGGGGGCCCAUUGACUUCAAGAUGUCUAAAAGACCCCAGUCCAUCUUUGGUUUCUGUGGCCAGUGUAAUGACUGACAUGUUUUAGUGUCGUUUGGAACACGUUUAUCUCAUCUCAGACUGGGCUCGUCACAGCCAAGGGCGUGCUAUCUGUUUCCAGUGAAUUCUGAGACCGUUGGUCCAUUAGCAUCCUGUGAAGUGUGUGUGAAUCCAGGGGGAAACACGGUAGCUAGUUUGUGUUUAAACAACAGGGUGUCAGUUUUAACCAUUUCAAUCGCACAAAUCAACCUAUUUUCUAGUCAAGACAUUUUCUUGAAAAGGAAUGAUUCUGGUUAAUUUAUCCUCUAAACCAACCCUGUCGUGUGUCUGUCCUGUGUGUGUGUGUGUGCCUUGGAUAGAUAAGAGUACAUUGGCAGCAGUGCAUUUGGUGUGUGUGUGUGUGUUGUCAUUGUAAGUACUGCAUGUCUGAUAGUCCUGUGUGUGUGUGCGCCCGCUUAGGAUAGAUGAUAGACAGUACAUUGGCAGUAGCGUAUUUGGUGUGUGUGUGUUGUCAGUGUAAGUACUGUAUGUCUGAUAGUCCUGUGUGUACAUAGUCAAUGCACGUAGUCCGGGUAACCAUUUGAAGAGCUAUUUAGCGGUCUUGUUAAGCGGUCUUAAGGCUUGUUGGUUCCAGACGUGGUGCACUGUGGUUGCUCGAGCAUUUUGCAAUUUUUGGGGCCUUCCUCUUGACACCGCCUGGUAUAGUGGUCCUGGAUAGCAGGGAGCUCUGCCCGGGUGAUGUACUGGGCUGUAAUCCGUGGUGGUUUGCUAACCCUGCCACAUCUGAGUGCCUGUUUUUUUAUUUUUUAUUAUGUUACUUUUAGAAACAUUUAAUUAGUUUGUCCUUUUAUGAUUCUUAUAGAAUCUGACAUCAGGAAGUGUUAUGUUUUCUCUCUGAUACCUUAUUAUUAUUUGACUUCAUCUUUGUUUUGAUAGGUGUUUUGGUCCGACUGUUACUGGUUGGAUCCCUGAAGGUCAAUGUUUAUUGAUGUCUCUUCCUCUUUCUGAUGGUUUGCUCUCUGAGGUGGAACAACUUCCACCUAGAGCAGGGCUGCCCAACCCUCUUCCUGGAGAUCUACUGUCCUGUAGGUUUUCAGUCCAACCCUAAUGUAACAUAUCUG
This is a messenger RNA of Salvelinus sp. IW2-2015, 3136 nucleotides long. RefSeq names its product interferon alpha/beta receptor 1a. The record is from RefSeq and is a predicted model, not a curated record. Gene Ontology annotation, biological process: cytokine-mediated signaling pathway. Gene Ontology annotation, cellular component: plasma membrane. Gene Ontology annotation, molecular function: interferon receptor activity; protein binding. Lineage: Eukaryota; Metazoa; Chordata; Actinopteri; Salmoniformes; Salmonidae.